AUGCGACUACGGCAAAUACGACGUCAACUUGGACGUAUCGUCAGUCAAUAUCGACCUGGAGCCGGGAGGAAGCGCGCAAGUGGCGCUGGGGCACCGGGCGAAGACGUCAUAGUAACCCUGCCCUCGGCGCUCGGAUGGCGCAUAACUAUACCCAUCACCGAACAAUCUAUACGAAGCAAAGAUGUCUAUGCGUGCUUCUGGAAUCAACAACUACGAGAACUACCAAGACUCGCCGAACGCAAGCAUGAGCCUCCAGUCGGACAGACCGGACAUGCCAGUGUCGCUGGGACGGACUAUGCGGGCGCAGGGACCACUGGCGCUGGCGCUGGUGUAGGCGCAGGAACGUAUGAGCAUGACAUCAAGCACCCAGUCGACUCGGCCGAAGUACGAGCGCCUCCCGCUAAAUCUGGCAGCAUCGGAGACCGCGUCGGCGCAAAGAUCGAGCAGGGCGCUGGGAUGCUGGGUGGGAUGAUCCAUGGCAUUAACCGCGGCAAAGACCGUUUCAACGAGGGCUUGGACAACAGCGUGUCCCAUGGUGGACGGUCUUGGGAGGAGAAGAACCGGGAUAUGGUUAGAGGUUUGAACCAGGGCAUCGAUAACGCGGCGGGUACGGCUUCGCGGGCGGCGCAUGAGGGCUAUCAUGAGCCUGGGACGGCGUCAACCACGGGUAGCACGACCGGGAGCACGGGAAGCAUGUACGAGACGAAACAGAUCUAG
This is a messenger RNA of Peniophora sp. CBMAI 1063, 717 nucleotides long. The record is from the annotation of a GenBank genome assembly. NCBI's taxonomy places the organism in Eukaryota, Fungi, Basidiomycota, Agaricomycetes, Russulales, Peniophoraceae.